Molecule: messenger RNA, 5630 nt
Organism: Budorcas taxicolor (takin)
Lineage: Eukaryota; Metazoa; Chordata; Mammalia; Artiodactyla; Bovidae
Gene: STARD13
Product: StAR related lipid transfer domain containing 13
Exons: 14
Coding region: 51-3416 (1121 amino acids)
Biological process (GO): actin cytoskeleton organization; regulation of Rho protein signal transduction; signal transduction
Molecular function (GO): GTPase activator activity; protein binding; lipid binding
Source: RefSeq, a predicted model, not a curated record
CGGAAACCGCCACAAGGGCAGACUGAGGGGGCAGAAGAAAGUCUGCCGGGAUGUUGAGUCAGGGACCCCGGACCCCAGCUUCAGGUUGCUACUAUCUAAAUGCCAUGACACCUGAGGGCCAGGAGAUGUAUUUGCGAUUUGAUCAGACUACGAGACGCUCUCCUUACAGGAUGAGCCGGAUUCUAGCACGCCAUCAGCUAGUGACUAAAAUUCAACAAGAAAUCGAGGCGAAGGAAGCAUGUGACUGGCUCCGCGCUGCUGGCUUCCCACAGUACGCUCAGCUAUAUGAGGAUUCGCAAUUUCCCAUCAACAUUGUGGCUGUCAAGAACGAUCAUGAUUUUCUUGAAAAGGACCUUGUAGAACCUCUUUACAGACGACUAAAUACGUUGAACAAGUGUGCCUCAAUGAAACUUGAUGUGAACUUCCAAAGGAAAAAGGGUGACGACUCCGAUGAGGAAGAUCUCUGCAUCAGCAACAAAUGGACCUUCCAAAGAACCAGCCGCCGGUGGUCUCGCGUGGACGACCUCCACACACUGUUUCCUGGAGGAGACAGAAAUGGGUCGUCGGGAGACAUUAGGAUGAAAAACACGACCAGCAGUGAAAGCGUCCUCACGGAUCUGAGCGAGCCUGAGGUCUGCUCCAUUCACAGUGAAAGCAGCGGUGGGAGCGACGGCCGCAGCCAGCCAGGUGGUCACGGCGCCGGCCGGGAGGCCUUUGAGGGCCCCGGGCAGUACUGCGCUGACGGCCCGGUCAUGCUGGACGCCACGCUGGUGGGCAACAGCCUCCUGCCAUCCCCCAAAGACGGGCUCCAGCACCCUUUGCACCCAAAGAAUGAGAAGCCCAGCCGGGCCAGAGCCAAGUCAUUCCUGAAACGCAUGGAAACGCUGCGAGGGAAAGGCGCGCAGGGAAGGCACAAGGGGCGGCCCGGGGGCCUGGUGAUCAGUGGGCCGGUGCCGCAGCAGGAGCCUGAGUCCUUCAGGGCCAUGCAGUGCGUCCAGAUCCCAAAUGGACACCUCCAGAACUCGCCCCCCGCUGCCGGCAGUGCCGGGCUUCCUGGCCCCACCAAGUGGGGUGCUGAGAGCAGCCCCUCGGAGAACAGCAGCAGCGGGGGGAGCACGCCCGGCCUGAAGGAGCGGAGGUGCCAGGAGGCCCACAAGCGCGGGGGCAUGUACCUCGAAGACCUGGACGUGCUGGCGGGGCCAGCACUGCGGGACGCGGGGGACCACCACACACACGAGUUUCACUCGCAAGAGAACUUGGUGGUACACGUCCCCAAGGACCACAAGCCAGGGACCUUCCCCAAGGCACUCUCUAUCGAAAGCCUCUCGCCAACAGACAGCAGCCAGGGGGCUAGUUGGAGGACCGGGAGUAUCUCCCUGGGCAGACAGCCUGGCCCGGGGCCCAGAGAGCCCAGGCUCGUGGGGUCCUGCCACAGGGCGAGUCGGGUCAGCAUCUACGACAACGUCCCUGGCUCCCACCUGUACGCCAGCACCGGGGACCUUCUGGACUUGGAGAAGGAUGACCUCUUCCCUCACCUGGAUGACAUCCUCCAUCACGUCAACGGGCUCCAGGAGGUGGUGGAUGACUGGUCCAGAAACAUGUUACCCGAACCACAGACACACAGUGCCGGAGAGGCUGGAUUCUCCCCCUUCCCCUCUCCCACUCAGAUCACCUUGGAUUUUGAAGGCAACUCUGUCUCUGAAGGUCGGACCACACCCAGUGACAUGGAAAGAGAUGGAGCAUCUCUUACUGAGUCAGAGGCCGCUGGGAUCAGAGAAAGGAGGGACUCAGGAGUAGGGGCCUCUCUGACCAGGCCAAACAGGCGACUCCGGUGGAACAGCUUCCAGCUCUCACACCAGCCGCAGCCAUCUACGGCAUCACCCCACAUCAGCGGACAGACAGCCGGCCAGCUGAACCUGCUCCAGCGCUUCUCGCUGCUCCGCCUCACGGCCAUCAUGGAGAAGCACUCCAUGUCCAACAAGCACGGCUGGACAUGGGCAGUUCCAAAGUUCAUGAAGAGGAUGAAAGUUCCCGAUUAUCGAGACAAGGCAGUCUUUGGCGUUCCCCUCAUCAUUCAUGUCCAGAGAACUGGGCAGCCCCUGCCACAGAGCAUCCAGCAAGCACUGAGAUAUCUACGCAGCAACUGCCUCGAUCAGGUGGGUCUUUUUCGAAAAUCAGGUGUGAAAUCUCGAAUCCAUGCCUUACGUCAAAUGAAUGAGAACUUCCCUGAGAACGUCAGCUAUGAGGACCAGUCCGCUUACGACGUAGCGGACAUGGUGAAGCAGUUCUUCCGGGACCUUCCUGAGCCUCUUUUCACCAACAAGCUCAGUGAGACCUUCCUCCACAUCUACCAGUAUGUCCCCAAGGAGCAGCGGCUGCAAGCAGUGCAGGCGGCCGUCCUGCUGCUGGCCGACGAGAGCCGGGAGGUGCUGCAGACGCUGCUGUGCUUCCUCAACGACGUGGUCCACGCGGUGGAAGAGAAUCAGAUGACACCCAUGAACCUGGCCGUGUGUCUGGCCCCCUCCCUCUUCCACCUGAAUUUACUGAAGAAAGAAAGCUCCCCCAGAGUCAUCCAGAAAAAAUAUGCCGCUGGGAAGCCAGAUCAAAAGGACCUCAGUGAGAAUCUGGCCGCAGCUCAGGGGCUGGCCCAGAUGAUCAUGGAAUGUGACAGACUUUUUGAGGUCCCGCUCGAGAUGGUGGCCCAGUCUCAUAACUCGUAUGUGGAGGCUGAGAUCCAUCCGCCAACUCUGGAAGAGCUGGGGGCCCAGCUGGAGGACAGCGGGGCCACUUUCCACUCCUACCUGGAACAUCUCGUCCAGGGCCUCCAGAAGGAAGCCAAGGAGAAGUUCAAAGGAUGGGUCACAUGUCCAAGCACAGACAGCACAGAGCUUGCUUUCAAAAAGGUGGGAGACGGGCCCCCGCUGAGGCUGUGGAAGGCUUCCGCGGAGGUGGAGGCGCCCCCCUCGGUGGUUCUGAACCGCGUGCUGAGGGAGCGCCACCUGUGGGACGAGGACUUCGUGCAGUGGAAGGUGGUGGAAACGCUGGACAAGCAGACGGAAGUCUAUCAGUAUGUGCUGAACAGCAUGGCGCCCCAUCCCUCCAGGGACUUCGUGGUUCUCAGGACCUGGAAGACUGAUUUGCCCAAAGGAAUGUGUACCCUAGUGUCCCUCUCCGUGGAACACGAGGAAGCCCAGCUCAUGGGUGGCGUGCGCGCUGUGGUGAUGGACUCUCAGUACUUGAUAGAGCCAUGUGGCUCAGGCAAGUCGCGGCUGACCCACAUCUGCAGGGUGGACCUGAGAGGUCACUCCCCAGAAUGGUACAAUAAAGCCUUUGGACAUCUGUGUGCGGCGGAAGUUGCCAGGAUUAGAAACUCUUUUCAGCCCCUCAUUGCUGAGGGUCCAGAAACUAAAAUCUGAGUUUUCCCAAGUGUGACAUCAAACUCAGGGAAGAGGAAGCGGAAGCAAACACUUGUGGGAGAGAGUGUGAGCGUGAGAAAGCAAGGAAGAGAGAGAAACUAAUUGACAAAGUUAAUGCUCAAAAGCAGAAGCACUGAGAAGUCAGAAUGUCGAAGAUGCAAGAAUUUCUGAGAACUUUCCCUAGCCUUCCUGGAGACGGCUACAUCCCUACUAAUAUAAUAUUUUUAAAAAUCAGAACAUUUAUCUAUGUUACUUAAGAUUAAAUUGAUUAUUCCUUGUGCAUUGCCUAAUUUUGCUAUUUAAAGGCUUCUAAGAAGCACUAUCAUUAACUGUAAAUAAAUGUAUGUGUAGCAUUUGUACAUAUGUGUGUAUAUCUCUGUCUUCACUGUAUAUAUGUAAAAUGUCAAUUUUAUAUAUAAUGGCGUAUUUUGAAAAGGAAUGCAUCUGAUCAGGUGAGCCCCUUCGGCACACGGUUCUUUCCAAGCCUCUCUGGGCCCUGUGUCCCCACUGCCCUGUAAGCUGAGCAGAAUCUGCUGCUAACACCAAAGUGUGAAAACAAGUUGUCUGCCCUGAUGUUUUACCAAAGAUUAGCCAACCAAAGGAAAACACAUUAAAUGGUUCUCACAUGUUGUCAGUUUGUAUCAUUCAGAACUUGAGCGUGGGGUAUUGGAUGAAUCAAGGAAAAUAAUAGUCCUCAUUAAAGCAAAGAAGUGGGUGAGUAGUCGUUACCAGAUUUAAGACUAUAUUACCAGUUGCCAUGGGGCCGGCAGAUACAGUUUCAGUGAAAUGCCAGAUGCCCGUGGACCACUGGAGUCAGCUCCAGUGACUGAAACAGAACCUGUAUUUCCCUGCUGAUUAGAGCUGAAUAUAAUAGCCUUGGCAUAUUCACAGCCAAAGGGAGCCUCUGUGUUUUGUUGAGGUUUCAUAGAUACAUUGCAUAAUGUUCUUAAAUGUCAUUCUAUUUGACCAGUGGCCUAUUUAAUGGUCACAGUUAGUUGACAUUUUCUUACCAACGUCUUGCACUGAAUUUAACUCUGGACACCAGAUAAAGGGAGAUGCUGGUCACUCAAGAGUCUUGGACCAUUACAGCUGCAGGGAGUUCUAAUAUUGCUAUGCUCUUAAGAUACUGCUCGUUAAAGUUCUGCAAUCUGAAAGACAGGGUUUCAAAAUAACAUUAAGACCAAAACUGUGUUCUUCAAUUAGCUUUAGAAAAUAUAAACAGGUUUGUUAAGUCCAUGCUUCUUCAUUAGUCAGUCAAGCUAGCUAUGCAUUUGCCCGAACCUUAUUUAUUAUUGUAUGGACUAAGCAAAUUGACUAUCCUUAACCAAUUGCUGAUGGAUUUUAAGUUGGGUUUUUUUCAUAGUAAUUCAGCAACUCUAAAGAGGAAGUUAAUUUAUUGUGUCUGAUUUCAGGGAGAGAUUGGUAUCAUAAUUUAGCAAUUGGUGUUGAAGGGGAAAAAAAAACUGAGUGUUUUCUUUUUAUAUUGUAUGUUUAUGUAAUGUUUUCUUUUAUCAGUAUUGUGCAAUUCUUUUAUUGAGAGGAAUAAAAAUGCUAUAAAUGAGUUCUGGAUGGUACAAGUAAAAUCAUACUGUCUGAAUUGUAAUCGAGGAAUUUUUUUUGUUUCCUUGCCUACCGAAGAAGGUGGCGGCAAACCCAUAGUUUUCCAUUUGCGCAAUGCUCUGUGAGCAAAACAAAUUCACAUCCUAAAUUUAACCACAUAUGCCAGAUUACAUAGACAGGAUCGUUAGUGAAUUUUAAUUUAGCUUAAUGCUGGUCCCACUCCAGAGAUGGGGCCACGUGUUUUCAGGAGGUGUGACAGGCACAUAAGGAUGAACGGUGUCCUGUCACCGAGAGCAGGGCUUUUCCAGCCUUAUCAGCACACGGAUCACCUGGAGAUCUUGUUACAAUGAGCCUCUGAUUCCCGCAGGCUCAGGCAGGCCUGAGAUUCUGGAUUCUGAACCAGCUUCAGGGCAAAGACCACACCCUGAGAAGCGGAGAUCUAGAGGACACUUAGAAUAAAACCGUUAUUUGAUUUCUGACUCCCCUUCUCUUCAAAUUACCUUUUUAUUUUUUAUGCACAUACUAAGUACACCCCUGCUGCCUACAACACAGUGCAUCUUAAAAAGAAACGAAAGAGGAGAAAGAUGCAUCAAGCUUGUUUGUCAAAUACCAUAGUAUUUUAUGCAUUGUUAUCUUGCCAAUGGAAAUAAAAUA